Zootoca vivipara (common lizard) is the source of this 5783-nucleotide messenger RNA. The record is from RefSeq and is a predicted model, not a curated record. Lineage: Eukaryota; Metazoa; Chordata; Lepidosauria; Squamata; Lacertidae.
AUGUCCUCCAGAGCAAAACCUCUCCCCGCAAAGGGGUGGGGCUGUUGCCUCUCUGCUCUGCAAAUGCUGCCUCGGGGCGUCUUCUGGGAUCCAGUGAGUCUGGAUGCCGCAUGCGGCCCAAUCGCCUUCUCAAUCCGGCCCACGGACGGUCCAGGAAUUGGCGUGUUUUUACAUGAGUAGAAUGUGUCCUUUUAUUUAAAAUGCAUCUCUGGGUUGUUUGUGGGGCAUAGGAAUUCGUUCAUCCCCCCCCCCCAAAAAAAUAUAGUCCGGCCCACCACAUGGUGUGAGGGAUGGUGGACCGGCCCCCGGCUGAAAAAGGUUGCUGACCCCUGGUCUACGGUAUAUCUAACAAUCCAGGAUAGCAGCAGGACACCGUGCUGCAAUAAGGGAAUUACCAGCAAAAUUACCAGCUUGGAAUAAGGGAGUUUCCCACAAAAAAGGGAGGGUUGACAGCUAUGCCUAGGGCUUGCCAAUCAGAAUGUUGGUGGUUCGAAUCCCUGUGACAGGGUGAGCUCCUGUUGCACAGUUCCUGCUCCUGCCCACCUAGAAGUUUGAAAGCACGUCAAAGUGCAAGUAGAUAAAUAGGUACCGCUCUGGCGGGAAAGUAAACGGCAUUUCCGUGCGCUGCUCUGGUUCACCAGAAGCGGCUUAGUCAUGCUGGCCAGUAAAGCGAGAUGAGCCGGGGACAGGUCCUCCAGAGCAAAAGCUCCCCCCCCCAAAAAAAACCCUUCCUGCAAGGGGAGGGGGUGGCUGUUGCCUCUCCGCUCUGCAAAUGCUGCCUCGGGGCGCCUUCUGGGAUCCAGUGAGUCUCUUUUCUCUUCCCCCUUUGGGUGCAUUGGGGAGAAGCGACUGAGGUCUCCUGCCCCUUUGGAUUCGUUUAGGUCCCCGCAAAAAAGGCAUAUCGACGCAUCUGCAAUGCACGAGGCUCCUCCUGGGCUCCUGAAUGAAAAGAAUGUGAAUUUGAUGUGCUCCGCCUUGCAAGGGUUAAAAGGAACUGAAAUGGAUUCCUAGAGAGGACAGGAAAUAAGGGGGGGGACUAGGUUCUCCGGAGUAAAUCCCCUCCCACCUCCCCCAUUUCCUCUCUUACAGGAGGGAGGUUUUCGUCUCCUCUGCAGAAUCUGGAUUUGCUGGCACCUCUCAUUAGGACGGGCAGAACUUGGCAAAAGACCUAGGGACUCCUUCCGAUUUCUGGGAGGUGUGCUGAGAACAGAGAUGGAUGCGCAAGACUCAUCUGGCCCUGAAGCAGGAAUAGGCCUUGCAAUCCAACAUGGGAGCAGUGGGGGGUUCUGGGAAAACUCUGAUUGGAAGAUCCCAGGUGAGGAGGACACCCUUUGCUCAGAUGUGCAGAGCCAGCAGUUCAGGCAUUUCUGCUACCAGGAGGCCAAAGCACCCCGAGAGGUUUGCAGCCAACUCUACCACCUUUGCCGUCAGUGGCUGAAGCCAGAAAGGCACACAAAAUCUCAGAUGCUGGACCUGGUGAUUUUGGAGCAGUUCCUGGCUGUCCUUCCUCCAGAGAUGGAGAGCUGGGUGAGGGAAUGUGGAGCGGAGACCAGUUCCCAGGCAGUGGCCCUGGCUGAAGGAUUCCUCCUGAGUCAGGCAGAGGAGAGAAAGCAGGCAGAGCAGCAGGGGAAGGAUCUGUUAGCAGAAAUGGGUCCGGAUUCCUCUGAGAUAGAAAAGACUCUGUUUGACUCCAGAGAGAGGCCUCUGGGAGACCGAACGAUGCCAGCAAGACCUGUUUGCCCAUCUUUUCUUGGUGGCGGAGGGGAAGCUGCCCCUUUGAAACCAGAGCAGGGUCCAAUAUGCUUUGAAGAUGUAGCUGUCCAUUUCACAGAUGAGGAGUUCGUGUUGCUGGAUCCUGACCAGAGAGCUCUCCAUAAGGAAGUCAUGGAGGAGAAUUGUGAGAUCUUGGACUCUCUCGUUGCAGGUGAUGAUGAAUUGGAGAUGAAUAUUGAGGGAGACCACGACAAAAGCCAAACAGUGGAGAAGUCGUAUCCAUAUUCAGAGUGCGGAGAGAGCUUCAGUCAGAGUUCCCACUCCACUUUAAAUCAAAGAAAUCCCCUUGAGAAGAAACCCUAUCGGUGCUUGGAAUGUGGAAAGAGCUUCAUUCAAAGAUGCCUUCUCAGUGUCCAUCAUAGAAUUCAUACAGGGGAGAAGCCAUAUCAGUGCUCAGAAUGUGGGAAAAGAUUCACUCAGAGCGCCCAUCUCACAACCCAUCACAAAAUUCAUACAGGGGAGAAACCGUAUCAAUGCUUCGAAUGUGGAAAGCGAUUCAUUGACAGGCGCCAGCUCACUGUCCAUCACAGAAUUCAUACAGGGGAGAAACCCUAUCAGUGCUUGGAAUGUGGAAAGCGAUUCAUUGAAAGACGCCAGCUCACUGUCCAUUACAGAAUUCAUACAGGGGAGAAACCCUAUCAGUGCUUGGAAUGUGGAAAGAAAUUCAGUCAGAAAGCUAAUCUCACGACCCAUCAAAGAAUUCAUACAGGGGAGAAACGUUAUCAGUGCUUGGUAUGUGGAAAGAGCUUAAUUGACAGACGCCAGCUCACUUUCCAUCACAGAAUUCAUACAGGGGAGAAACCCUAUCAGUGCGUAGAAUGUGGAAAGAGCUUCAUUGACAGACGCCAGCUCACUGACCAUCAGAGAAUUCAUUCGGGGGAGAGGCCAUAUCAAUGCUCAGAAUGUGGAAAGACAUUCACCCGGCGCACCCAUCUCACAACCCAUCACAGAAUUCAUACAGGGAGAAACCCUAACAGUGCUUGGAAUGUGGAAAGAAAUUCACCCGGCGCACCUAUCUCACAACCCAUCACAGAAUUCAUACAGGGGAGAAACCCUAUCAGUGCUUGGAAUGUGGAAAGAGCUUCAUUGACAGACGCCAGCUCACUUUCCAUCGCAGAAUUCAUACAGGGGAGAAACUCUAACAGUGCUUGGAAUGUGGAAAUAAAUUCACCCGGUGCACCCAUCUCACAACCCAUCACAGAAUUCAUACAGGGGAGAAACCCUAUCAGUGCUUGGAAUGUGGAAAGAAAUUCACCCGGUGCACCCAUCUCACAACCCAUCACAGAAUUCAUACAGGGAGAAACCCUAAGAGUGCUUGGAAUGUGGAAAGAGAUUGAUUCAGAAGGUCAAACACACGAUCCAUCAAAGAAUUCACAGUGGGGGGAAACGAUUUCAGUGCCAAGAAGGUAGAGUGAGCUUCAGCCACAAGGCCCAUCUUGCUUCCCAUCAAAUAACUCACAUUGGAGGCAAACUAUAAUAUUUUAGGAGGCUUUAGAUAAUAUGAGGGUGAAGUUUGCAACCGGGUUCUUUGCCACAUCUGGUGCCCCAUAGUAAUUCCUACUACGUACCCAGAACUGUGACUUGCAAGUUCUUGGCCAAGGUGUUUAAUACCUUCUUCACAGUGACCUUUCUCUUGGCAGAUCAAGAUGAGCAGAUGACAACAAAAGUUGCAAGGUUUUUAGCUGGGGCAAUUAGAAUAAGAUCAACCAUUUGACUAUAUACUCAAAACCCUUAGAAGUAUUUUAUAUAACUAACUUUUUUUUUUAUUCUUUGUACUGUAUAUCGUAUUGUUGUUUUAUUACUAUGGUCAGUGACUGACGAAAAUUAAGGUUUAUUCAUUCAUUCAAUAGCUUCUUCACGUCAUGCCUGGGGAGAGGAAGAAGAGUGAUUUGGCGACACUGAUGAGGUUGCUGUCCAUGCUGAGCUUUCCUAGGAAGGACUUGGUGUAAAAAAUUGUGAUAGUUGAUUUAACAUUAGCUAUUCUAGAUAUUGAUUCUGUUUGAAGUGUCCUAGUAUUAAUUGCAUCCAGCCUUUUAGAUAGAAUGCAUUAGGCUUGAUUUUUGUAUGCCUGCAUUUUGUUACCCUUAUGCCACCCUCCUGCACUGUCUAAAGCUGUGGUGUGUAUGUUGCCUACCACUUCCAGCCUUAUCCGACCCUAGAAGGGCAGAUGAUGUUUUGGAAAAGAGGGAGGAGCUGAACUAGCAUCUGUGUGAGAACCUCAAAGGUCUUUGACAUCUUUUGGUACCAGGGAAGUAAGAUAGAGGAUAGAAAUGUCAACAGUCCCAUGGAAGUCCUGGUUGCCAUGGGCAUGGUGUCAAAGUGAGACAUCUGAGACCCAAAUGACCUGGUCAUUCUGGGACACCCCAGCGUAAUUUCAGAGGAGUCAAUAUCCGCAUAGAGCCACGUGUCUCAUGACCUGUGACCUUUCUUGAUGCAAAUGGAAGAGUAUUGUGGCAUUUCAUGAGUCUUUGUGUGCUGUGUAAUAUAAGCCUUCUAAUGUGCCUCCUGGCAGCCUUUUCGAACUAUCCAUUCUGCUGAACAACUGGUUAGCAAGGCUGUUCUAUUUGAAUAAACCGGGUCCCUGCAGGACGUUGAGAUUGCUCUCAUUCUCUUGGUUCUGAGCUUUUGUUUCAGGUGUUCCCUCGCCUGAACAGGUGAUGUAGAAACAAAUUCUGAUCGCACGAGCAAUUCACAUACUUUAUAUUUUCCCUUCCUCUGUGAGAAGCCUAAGUCAAGGAUUCCCUUUCUGCUGUCCUCCUUUGAUCAUUCACAAUGGGCGUAUGCCAAGAGGAAAGAAUUGUCACCAUGAGGAAACAGAGUUCCUGAUUCAUCGUGCAUAAAGGGAGUUGGGAGGAAGAGUAGGACAAGUUUCUUUGCUUCAGGGUACUCCUCUUCUUCGUUUACAAAGUGGAGCAGUUAGGCAAACACUCUACUCCUUGCACAAGUGUAUACAGAGAGAGAGAGAGAGAGAGAGAGAGAGAGAGAAGCAUAUUCAAAGCAACAAUUGAUGUGAAGGGUUGAAAUUGUUGGAAUGUGUUGGUUCGGGAGAUCCUAUGAGGCUCCUCAAUGGUCGAAAGCGAAGCAAUGGCACUUACACAAUGGUAUUUUUAUUCUGUUGCAACCGGCUUCCCUAUACAAGCUGCAACAGGAGCAGGAAGAGGAAGUCUGGAUUUCUUACACCCCUAGGAUUGUGUGUGUGUGGGGGGGUCCUAAACGCCAUGGGAUCCCUCAUUUUGCAAGGUGAGGGGAGUUGCAUUGGUGUGGGGUGCAAGAAGGUGGAAGGGUUGCAAGCGAAUUCAUUUCCCCAACCCACGGAGAUCCCGUGGAAGAUUAUCUUUAGUGACAUGACCAUCAAUUUCUUAGGAUAACAAUGGGGCUGGCGAUUAGCUUCCCUAAUCAGAGUUCUUUCUUCGGGGAGGAAGCGGAUCUGUCCAGUCUAGCGCCUUCAAAGACGGAAGAAACGAGACGAAGGGAAGAGCUAAGGGCAGGAAGGGGUUUAAAGAGGGAAUAGCAUCUCAUUUCAUUGCUUCAAUAAAAUGUUGCAUCCCAGGUACAAAGUUCCCAUCCUCAUUUUAUUCGCUGAUUGUAAGUUGGGAGAAGCAGGGUUACAUAGUAGCAUCUAAAGCAGCCACGUCCAACAGGUAGAUCGUGGUCUACUGGUAGAUCACUGGACGUCUGCGGUAGAUCACUGGUAGAUCAUUGGCUCCCCCCAAAGAAGCCGAACAACUGUGGCUCCCCUAAAAAAGCUCAAAACCUUACCUCCUCCCUGAAAAAAACUCAACAACUUUGACCUGAACCCCCAAAAAGGGGGUAGAUCACUGCCAGUUUUUAACUGUGAGUAGAUCGUCGCAGCCUCUUGGGAGUUGGCCACCCCUGAUCUAAAUAAAGGUAGUUUCUACAUAGGGAUACAAAGGGUUAUACAGUACACAAAUUUAUCAGGUUCUACGCGUCACAAGAAGAGUUACUUCAUUUUGGAAAGUAUCUCUGCGUGUGCUCAGAGGCGCGCGUGU